AUUUCCCUAUGCAAAAAAAACUAGACUUCUGUGCCUUCCAUCGUCAGGCAAUACUAAAUAAAUAAUUUGUUAUAUUAUAUAUAUUAUAUAUAUAUUAUAUUAAUAAUAUAAAUUAUAAAUAAUAAAUAUUGAAACAUAAAUAAUAAAUAAGUAAAAUAAAAGAGUUUGCUUGAGUGACGUAAUUUAUUGAUGUUUUAUUCGGUGUGAAAAAAGUGACCGGUUACUCCAUUAAUAAACAAUUGUUAUUUUAAAUAAUAAUAAUUAAUUAAUUAGUUGAUUAAUUGAUUAAGUAAAUAAAUAAAUAAAUAAAAUGAUUAUGCUGAUAUUUAAUCUUGUAGAUGAUGGACAAGGAUAUGUUUGAUGAUAGAGACUACCCGACUCAAUGGGCAUUACAUCCAUCAAUGUAUCAAAACAUGAGCAAUGAUCAAGUUGAUUGGGCAGCUUUAGCUCAACAAUGGAUAAAAAUGAAAGAGACAGUAGUGCCGCCAGCACCACCACCGCCGAGUCUCAGCGAUGGGAACGACCACGCUGGCGGCGAAGCUCCAAUGGACAUGGACACUAUCGCUGAUGACGUUCCACCGGCACCACCAGCUCCCAAUAUCAGUGGCAACGACAACUGGAAUGCCUGGAGUCAAUGGGGACAGUGGAACACAUCCGGACCAGGUGGUGGCUGCUGGGAAUGGAGCGGAGUCCCACCACCAGGUGUCCAACUAGGUCCCGAUGGUAAACCAAUGGGUGUUCCAGUUCCUGCAGCACCGAACAUCAGCAGAACUGGGUUCAAUGUACCUCCGCCACCUCCACCACCAUCAGGAGCUUACUCAUAUAAUUCAGGUUCAGCUCAAGCCAAUUUUAAUUCUCUGUCUUAUUGGGAUAAUUCCGGACAGCCGGGAUCUCCACCAUUCAAAGGCAUCCGUCUAUCGCGGAUUCAUAAUAUCCGGGGUGAUCUUAAUCUACGCGAUGAAAAAGAAAAAACCCCGGAUGAAGACACGACGAUGGUUAUUGAUGCUGCUAAGAGACGUCAAUUGCCAGCGUGGAUACGCGAAGGGUUGGAAAAAAUGGAACGGGAGAAACACAAAGCUGUCGAACGGGAACGACAGGAAAUGCUGAGGAAACAGGAAAUGGAAGCUAGAAAACUAGCAGAAGAUGAAGCUCGCGCGGUUCUAGAUCCUAGUAAAAGUAAAUUUGACUCGGAGUCUGAUAAAGAAACUGAGGAGCAGGUUAUUGAUGAACAGAAAGACACUAGUCCUGAUAUUAUUAUUCGGCAACGCAAAUCACGGUUUCGUGACGCGGAUUCACCGGAUGCCAGACUAAUUAAUUCUGAAAGCACGUCGUCGGGAUCGAUAACUGGUGUCGCUGUUAAACGGUCACGUGAAGAAAUAUUGCAAGACAUUAUGCUUAAAGUACGUCGCUCAUUGACUGAAAUUCUAUUAGAAGUAACAAACGAAGAAAUAUCUUGUGUGUGCAGAGAAGUCUGGACUCGCUAUCGUGCCAAAGUCCCUGCAGGAGAGCCCCCCGUCGCAUCCUACAACAACAAGGCCCCUCUUGCUCAGAUCACUCGCAACUUGGGUCUGGGCAUCUACGGCGACAGCAACAGCGAGUCUGAGGAUGAAGCAGAGUCACCGGUAGCUGAUGAUAAUGAUGAUGAGGAUGACAGUGACUUAGAAUUGAAGGAGACGUUAAAGAGACGACAGGCAGCAUUUAAAAAAACAGAAGAAGAAAUUGAAGCGCGAAUUGCCGAAGAAGAAGCAAACGAGCUUCGUAACGAUGAUGACAAGCACGAAAAUUCCGUUAACAAUAAAACUUUAGAUGACAAAGAAGUCAAUAAUCAACGCGGGGCUUCGGAAACUCAGUCAAGUGGCGGCCAUACUCCGCGCAAUGACGAAGGAAUUAAAUCAUCAUCACGUUCAGUAGAUUCGGAGUCAAGUUCCAGCAGUUCGUCGUCAAGUUCGACAACGACGGAAACGAAUUCCAGUUCGAGUAGAAAUAAAAAACGUCGGAGUGAAAAGAAUAAUGAUCGGCGUAAAACGCGAUACCGGUCGAGAUCUUCCAGUCAUGGCCGCAGUAAAUCGAGUAAAAAACGUAGCCGUGAUCAUAAGAGACGGAGUCACUCUAGCACACGCUCGAGGUCUCGUAGAUCACGAUCAUGGUCUCGUAGGCGAAGAACUUCUCGGUCAAGAUCACGGACAAGAUCGCGAUCGCGACACAGGUCGCGGUCGAGGAAUCGCUCGAGAAGAUCCCGUAGCUACGGGCGCGUUUCGACGUCGUCGUCUUCACUGAUGGCCCAGUCAAAGUCGCGACGAAGUAGGAGCAGGUCUAGGGACAAAGGACGAAAACGCACGAGGUCCAGAUCGAGAUCAAGGUCGCGUAGACGUGAUGGUAAGAAGUCGAGCCAUCGGUACAGGGAUUGACGUUUGAAAACGGCUUAUAUUUAAAAGAUGAGCUCAUCAGUAAAACCAAGACUACGGUAUCCAUUUGUCUUAUUAUUUUUUUCUUCCUCUUUUAUUAAUAUAGUGAUAAGUUAUUCUAAUAAAUAAUUAAGUAAAUAAAUAAUUAAUAAUUACGGAUAAUAAAUUUUAUAAAAUUACGUGCGAAUGAUUUGUCGUAAUUUUUGAAAAUAAAUUUAUAUAGUAUGUGUUGGUGUGUGAGAAGCUUAUUAAUAUAAGUUA
Molecule: messenger RNA, 2666 nt
Organism: Microplitis demolitor
Lineage: Eukaryota; Metazoa; Arthropoda; Insecta; Hymenoptera; Braconidae
Product: arginine/serine-rich protein PNISR
Exons: 8
Coding region: 339-2408 (689 amino acids)
Cellular component (GO): presynaptic active zone; nuclear speck
Molecular function (GO): RNA binding
Source: RefSeq, a predicted model, not a curated record